GUCAUAUUUAAUCUGCACGAUUAUAAAAUAGAUGUAACAUUAUUCACAACGAACAGUGUGAAUCGAUAUGACAUAGCGUAAAGUCGUCCGUGUGUUAAAGGCGGGAAAUAACAAAUCAGUUUUUUUUUAAAGUGAAUAGUUAUUAAUCAUCAUGGAUUUGACAGUUGAUCAAUUCAUGGAGGGUCUUUUAAGCAAACAGUCGUACGACACACCAUCGGAUACGGUCAGCCAUGAACAAUUAGAAAUGAAACUGCCCGAAUGGUUCGAUGAAAAACUAUUUAAAAAGGGCCAGCGUUUUUAUUGUAGGUUUUGCUUUGGCAUUUCGUACUCAAUGUUGACUGGUCUAGUUGCGUUGUUUGCUAUUCCUACCAUUUUGGAAGUGCUGGCAGGCUCCAGGCGAUCGUCCACAAAAUACACCGCAUACAAAAGAUAUGUUGCUACCUUCUUACACAUUCAGUCCUGGUAUACUUGUGAACUGAAGCCGGGAAGUGUUUCAUGGAAAUCACUUACCGCUGUACGAAGCGCACAUAUAAAAAAUGGCCGCGCCGCACGUCUGAAGAAAAAAGGAACGGUAUCACAACGAGAUGUCGCUCUUACACUCUUCAGUCUCGUCGGUCCUGGAAUCUUGAAGCCAGAUCGAUUCGGUAUAAGACAGCUAGAGGCAGAUGAUUGGGAGGCGUAUAACCACUAUUGGGCAGUUAUUGGUUACAUGCUCGGCUUAGAAGACAGAUAUAACGUCUGUCGGAGAAACAUAUACGAAACACGCCAGGUAUUCCAAUUACUUUUGGAUCGAGUGUUCGUUCCUUGCUUAGAGAAUGUUCCGGAAUACUUCGAGCACAUGGCCCGUGUGAUGAUGGACGGCUUAUGGGCGGUGAUGGGUGCGACGGAAUCCGACAGUCUUAUGUACAUCACCAAGAACCUUUUCGAUGUCCCCGGGUUCAUUAUUUUUGAGGGCGAAAGGAUUAACUUGCAGAGAAGGCUGAGAGAACAAUUAGGUGGAAAACAUAAAGAUACAGGUGUAGAUGUAUCAACAAUAAUAGAGAAAUCAUGCAUAGAUGGCUUACCUGAUACCCCACCUCGAUUACUCUACCUCAAAGACUACGAAAGUCUGGAAACAUCUCCCGAAUACAAGAAACUUUCUUACGAUUCGAAAUUCAAAUUAGGAACACUAUGUUUUAUAAUGUCUGUCUACUCCACAACAAUUGGAAGAGUGUUGUUGAAUUGGUAUUACAGAUUCUCUAUGUUUAUGACAGAAUAUUUACCAUACGUUGCAUUCUUUUUGUACGGCAUCAAGAAAUCUUAUGUCGAUAUGUUUAAAGAUCCUGAUAUGGAUUCAACUCCACCGAAGCCUAACUCUUGGUAUAACAAUAGGAAACCGGAGCCGUGGUACAAAACAUUCAUUGGUUUUUGGUAAAAUUAAUUUAGGAUAUAACAAGAAAUAUUAUUAUUUAU
Molecule: messenger RNA, 1452 nt
Organism: Papilio xuthus (Asian swallowtail)
Lineage: Eukaryota; Metazoa; Arthropoda; Insecta; Lepidoptera; Papilionidae
Exons: 6
Coding region: 152-1414 (420 amino acids)
Molecular function (GO): oxidoreductase activity
Source: RefSeq, a predicted model, not a curated record